Messenger RNA from Aphanomyces astaci, 646 nucleotides. RefSeq lists its product as hypothetical. The coding region runs from base 83 to 586 and encodes 167 amino acids. The record is from RefSeq and is a predicted model, not a curated record. Lineage: Eukaryota; Oomycota; Saprolegniomycetes; Saprolegniales; Verrucalvaceae. The transcript has a single exon.
GUGGGUUGCGAACCAACAACCGGAGUGCAAGUUGUGCUCAACCCGCACACAUCGGCACUUCUCAACUCACGGCAUCGACGGGAUGGCAAAUGGCGGCAGCAUCGAGGGGUACCUAAUCAAGCUCGACGACGAAUAUGGCAGCAUCGUGUACUGCAUCCUCGAAGAAGGCACGCUGCAAUACUACAACGGGAAGGGCGGCGUGCUGCUAGGCGAGCUUCAACUCUCGGGGAACAAGGUCAACGCGAAUCUCAUUCGCAACGACUCGUCGUCGCUGCCAAAUCGGUUUGUUAUUUCGAGCCGCAAACGAAGCACCGAAGCCAAGAAGGAGGCGAUGACCAAAGUGUUUACGCCGGAACUCGAGCAUGACCAACGACUGCUCUUUGCUGCCUCCACGCCCGAAACCCAAGAGGAGUGGGCCACGGUCGUCCUCAACUGGAACAAGCACUGUUGGGACGAGACGUCCUCCAUCUUCAGCUACAAGGACGAAUCCCACGCGCUCCGCCAGUUGCUGCGAUCCCACAAUAUCAAGGAAAAGCCACGGAAAAUCAACCAACCUGGCAGUGGCCAUGCUGUUCCAGUGCGAUAGCAACCUGCGAGUCUGCCCUUGCAGUUUUAAAUUAAAAGAGUCGUUUCGUCUUGAGAUUGC